Molecule: messenger RNA, 2734 nt
Organism: Phragmites australis (common reed)
Lineage: Eukaryota; Viridiplantae; Streptophyta; Magnoliopsida; Poales; Poaceae
Product: L-aspartate oxidase, chloroplastic
Exons: 8
Coding region: 438-2387 (649 amino acids)
Biological process (GO): NAD+ biosynthetic process
Molecular function (GO): L-aspartate oxidase activity
Source: RefSeq, a predicted model, not a curated record
GGCGAAUCUUUGCGGUCCAGGAGAAGAGUAAAAUGGAAAGUUGGAAACAACCACGAAAAGAAAAACGAUGAACGAGCAGGAUGACGAAGAUGACGGCGGCGACGAUGUGGCGCCUCGGGGUGCGAGGAAUUUUCCUCGCCUAGCCUUUUUGAGCGAUCCCGUUUCUUCCUGCUUCUUGUUUCUUUCUUUCUUCUCCCCCAACUUGUCUCUCUCUCUAUCUCUGUCUCUCUCCUCCGCAAUUAAAUUUCGCCAAGCCAGCACGCCGCUCGCUUCCGUCCUCUUCUCCGCCGCUCUCUUCGGAGGCGCAAAGGUGUUGCCCGCGCGCGUUACUUCUCCCUCCGCGCGCCCUUCUGAAUUUCCAGCCGUCUCCUCACCAUCGUCUCCUUGCCAUUGGAGCCAGGAGGAGCGUUUCUUGCACAGGCAGCGCCGAGGCCGGGAUGGCGAACCUGACGAGUGGGUUUGCGAGCCUCCAAUGCACAGAGGUGAUGCAUGUCGAGAAAGGGCACAUGCAAGCCUCUGGACUACCGUCUCUCUCUUUCAGAAGAUGCUCCCGGCUUCAUAUCUCUAGACUAGGUAGUAUGCCGCGUUUCAUGGGCGCAAAAUCUGCUACUGUCUCCCAACAACAUGUGAGGCACAGGGUCAGCGCCAUCAGAGCCUCCACUCUCUCAUUCUCUCAAGACGAUAGCACGAAGUACUUCGAUUUCGUGGUUAUUGGCAGCGGUGUUGCUGGCCUAAGGUAUGCUCUGGAAGUUUCAAAGCACGGCUCCGUUGCUAUCAUUACCAAAGCAGAGCCUUAUGAGAGCAACACAAACUAUGCACAAGGUGGUGUUAGUGCCGUCCUAUGCCCCUUAGAUUCUGUAGAAAGUCACAUGAAAGAUACAAUCGUUGCAGGGGCUUACCUGUGCGAUGAAGAGACUGUCAGGGUAGUAUGCACAGAAGGCCCAGAGCGUGUCAAGGAACUAAUUGCCAUGGGUGCGUCAUUUGACCAUGGUGAAGAUGGUAGACUGCACCUUGCAAGGGAAGGUGGACAUUCUCACAAUAGAAUUGUCCAUUCUGCUGAUAUGACUGGAAGAGAGAUUGAAAGAGCACUGCUUCAAGCAGUUGACAAUGAUGAUAACAUAUCUUUGUUUGGCCACCACUUUGCCAUCGAUCUAUUGACAUGUCAGAAAAAUGGUGAAAUCUAUUGUUAUGGAGUGGAUUCGAUAGACACCGAAACCCAGAUGGUAGUCCGUUUCAUCUCGAAAGUAACAUUGCUUGCAUCUGGAGGAGCUGGCCAUAUAUAUCCCACAACAACCAAUCCACCGGUAGCAACUGGGGAUGGAAUUGCAAUGUCUCAUCGUGCUCAGGCUGUAAUAUCCAAUAUGGAGUUUGUGCAGUUCCAUCCAACUGCACUAUCAGAUGAAGGCCUCCCAAUAAAGCCAAACAAAAUAAGAGAGAAUGCAUUUCUCAUAACAGAAGCAGUCAGAGGAGAUGGGGGAAUUCUCUACAAUCGGUCCCUGGAGAGAUUCAUGCCGCUGUACGAUGACCGUGCGGAGUUGGCACCGAGGGAUGUGGUUGCCAGAAGCAUAGAUGAUCAACUGAAGAAGCGAGGAGAGAAGUAUGUCCUCCUGGAUAUCAGCCACAGACCAAGAGAGAAAAUUCUUGCUCAUUUCCCCAACAUCGCAGCCGAGUGCCUGCGGUACGGUCUGGACAUCACGCGGCAGCCCAUACCCGUGGUCCCUGCAGCUCAUUACAUGUGCGGCGGUGUCCGGGCCGGGUUGCAGGGGGAGACCAACGUGAAAGGCCUGUACGUCGCCGGCGAGGUUGCGUGCACCGGAUUGCACGGUGCUAACCGGCUGGCGAGCAACUCACUGCUUGAAGCCCUGGUCUUCGCCAGGAGAGCAGUACAGCCCUCAAUUGAUCACAUGGUGGACGCCGACGCCGACGCCGACCAUUCUUUCGCCGCGAAAUGGGCUCGCCCGAUGCUUCCAUGGUCCCUCGGGGACAGCGUGUUGUCCGACAUCAUCAAGAGGACGAAGCAGACCAGGAUGGAGCUGCAAUCCGUGAUGUGGGAGUACGUCGGCAUCGUGCGGUCGACGGGCCGGCUGAAGAAGGCGGAGUGGAAGAUCGGUGACCUGGAGUCGGAGUGGGAGGACUUCCUGUUCAGGAGGGGGUGGAAGCCUACGAUGGUGGGGAUGGAAGCCUGCGAGAUGCGCAACCUCUUCUGCUGCGCGAAGUUGGUGGUGAAGAGCGCGCUGGCGAGGCGCGAGAGCCGCGGCUUGCACUUCACGGAGGACUUCCCGUACCUGGAGGAGAGCAAGAGGAAGCCGACGGUGCUAUUCCCUGCUGCCAUCCAGGAGCUGACAUGGAGCUCAAAGCCGUUGCAGAGGCAGCUGCAGUGCAAAUAGAUGGCGCACGCAUGCAAUGCAGUUCAUGGAGCUGGAGCUUGAGGACUCUUUGAUUUUAUUGUCAGAACUGUGCUCAAGUAUCCCUUCUUCGUUCGACACUACACUCAUCCAGUCAAGCUGGAGCUGAGAUUCAUCCACUGCUGUCAGGCUGAAGUAGGCUGUUCAGUGAGGUCUGUACUUGCAUGAUUAACCAUUCUUGUCAUUGGAGCUGCACUCUGAACCUUGUUGUGUAGCGUAGGGCUAUAAACUAUAGUACACAUUGAUUCGAUUUGAAGGGCUAGAUGCCCAUCCAAAACUAGAUCAUACCAAUCUUUCUGGAAAAUAUACAUAUCUAUUUCUUCUUCAAA